CAUAUUGUAUUAUACCACCACAUAGCUCUCGUGCAUUGAAAAACAUAACCAGAAAUUCACGUAGAAAGCCAAUGCAACUGUCUACAUCUGGUUUUAUGCUUAUUUCGAAUUCUAAAGCCAUGUAACAUACUGUGAAGAGGAAAGUGUCUAAGAUUUUUCUUGAGUUAGCUAAUUGAAUUUAUAGACCGUUUCCGUCAAUAUUGGAAACUUCUCUAGCCAUGCCGUAACGCUGAUAUCGUUUGUUUGAUUUACGGCACAAAUAUCUGGCUCGUAUUGACAAUAUUACAUCACAUUUUUGUUGACAAAUCACCGUGACUAAUAACACCCACAUUAUAGAAGUGCCGUGAUUAUGUCUACGGUACAAGAGGAUAUUAAACAGAAACUGGGAGGAAAAUGGAUACUAGACAGAUCAGAGAAUUUUGAAGACGCUUUGAGGGAAAUGGGUCUGAACGUUGUGUUCAGAAAGCUAGCGAGCCACGCGAAGCCGAGCAUGGAGAUUUCUUUGGAGGACGGUAAAGUGAAGAUCAACGCCAAGGCGGCCUUCUUCACCCAGACGAUGAUUCUCCCGAUCAACGAGCCGUACGAGCAGGAGUUCGAGGGCAUUAAAAUGAAGUGUCUGACGAGAUGGGAGGACAACAAGCUGAUCACAGAGGCGAACCCUGUAGAGCCGGACAAGCAUAAGGCGCAGAAGUUCCAUCGGGAGCGCGUCAACGAUGAACUGGUUCAGACUAUGUUUAUCGGAGAUGUCGUGUGCACAAGAUGGUUCAAGCCUCAAUGCUAAUGGCACUUUGUAAAGAAAGGGUUCUUUUGACAUCGAUUAUAAUAUUCCUUCCACGCCGCACUUGGAUGAAAUUUACGCGCAAAACAACCAUACCUAUGCGAAGUGCAUAUUCAAUCGCACGCUGUGGUUUUAGACAAAACCUUCGCUAAGUAUGCAUAUACAUACAUUGUAUUUGUCCCGAGCGUCUGUAUGCUUUUAUCGACAUAUGAACACACUGUGUCAAUUUAGAGACACCGCUGUAACUGUGAUGUGUUUCUGAUUGUUACAAUUCUGUUCAACUAAGACCAAUUCAACAAGUAGAAGUAGGUAUCAUAAAGUGUAAAAUGAGACGAGUCAUACGAAAUUAGGUCUUAUGUCAUGCGGCAUCCGCUCAGUCUGGUCAGGAGCUUCUCUGUACGCUUAUGAGGCUAAGAAACUUUGCUUGACGCUAAAACAGACAGCGAAGCUCUUGACCCGAUUUCGCGUUUGCAUAAGACACAUUUUCCCAAGACGCGUCUCAAAUAUUUGCUAAUAUUGUUUGUUGUUAACGAUUAGCAGAAGGAUAAGUUGUGAAAGUAGCAUACUUAAAUGAUUGUGUAGUGGUCAAGUAACAAUACUUGCAAUAUUUGUUUUAUAGCACUAUGGUUCUUUAUCAGGUGUAUAACUGUUUUAGAAAAGCGCUCUUUUUUAAAUAUAACGUAUCAUAGUAAUAAAGUCAGUCCACGGACCCCAAAGGUCAAUUUGUGUUUGCCACUUCGUUUUUAUUGCCUAUACAAUGCCAUAAGCAUAAUAUAUUUAUAUAGGCGGUCAACUCAGACAUGCUUGUUUUCAGAAGUCCUGCACGACAAUGGUUUAUUUCAUGUGUAUUCGUGAAUGCCCUUUACAGUCGUCGAUAUAUGUUGUAUAAGUCACAUUUCUGUUGCAUUCGUUACAAUUUCUUUGCGUGUUUAAAUAUAUGUUUCGCCUCAAAUCAAACAGUACAGUAUACACCCAGACAGCCGAGGGCAUUGGACUUGUUUAUUACAGUUAAUGGACUCCCUCAAAAUAGUCCCGUGUAUUCGUUAGUAGAAAAUAUAUUGUUUCUCAGAAUAUUCUGUGAACUUUGAAAGUGUUGUGUUAAAUAACAGAUUAAAGUCUCAUUGAACAGUU
This is a messenger RNA of Dreissena polymorpha, 1909 nucleotides long. RefSeq names its product cellular retinoic acid-binding protein 2-like. Gene Ontology annotation, cellular component: cytosol; nucleus. The record is from RefSeq and is a predicted model, not a curated record. The transcript is spliced from 4 exons. Gene Ontology annotation, molecular function: fatty acid binding. Gene Ontology annotation, biological process: fatty acid transport. NCBI's taxonomy places the organism in Eukaryota, Metazoa, Mollusca, Bivalvia, Myida, Dreissenidae. Bases 350 to 781 code for a protein of 143 amino acids.